This is a messenger RNA of Parathielavia appendiculata, 1305 nucleotides long. RefSeq names its product vacuolar ATP synthase subunit D. The record is from RefSeq and is a predicted model, not a curated record. Gene Ontology annotation, cellular component: proton-transporting V-type ATPase, V0 domain; fungal-type vacuole membrane; vacuolar proton-transporting V-type ATPase complex. Lineage: Eukaryota; Fungi; Ascomycota; Sordariomycetes; Sordariales; Chaetomiaceae. Gene Ontology annotation, biological process: vacuolar acidification; proton transmembrane transport; vacuolar transport. Gene Ontology annotation, molecular function: proton-transporting ATPase activity, rotational mechanism. The coding region runs from base 7 to 1104 and encodes 365 amino acids. The transcript is spliced from 4 exons.
CUCAAAAUGGAGGGCCUCUUCUUCAAUGUUAACAAUGGCUACAUCGAGGGCAUCGUCCGUGGCUAUCGGAACGGCCUGCUCACUAGCAACAACUACACCAACAUGACACAAUGCGAGACUAUCGACGAUCUCAAGCUCCAACUAGGCCCUGCUUACGGCGACUUCCUUGCGACACUGCCACCCAACCCGUCCACAUCCAGCCUUGCAGCUAAGACUACCGACAAGCUUGUCUCAGAGUUCCGCUACGUCCGCGCCAAUGCGGUCGGCUUACUCGCGCAGUUCAUGGACUACGUGACUUACGGCUACAUGAUCGACAACGUGGCGCUGCUCAUCACGGGCACGCUACACGAGCGCGACACGCGGGAGCUGUUGGAGCGGUGCCACCCGCUGGGGUGGUUCGAGACGAUGCCGGUACUGUGCGUGGCGACCAACAUCGAGGAGCUGUACAACAGCGUGCUGAUCGAGACGCCCCUGGCCCCUUACUUUAAGGGCAGCCUCUCGCACCAGGACCUGGACGAGCUCAACAUUGAAAUUGUGCGCAACACGCUCUACAAGAACUACCUUGAGGACUUUUACCGCUUCGUCAAUUCCCAUCCGGACAUGGCCGGUACCCCGACGGCCGAGGUCAUGUCGGAGCUGCUCGAGUUUGAAGCCGACCGCAGGGCCAUCAAUAUCACGCUCAACUCGUUCGGAACGGAACUGUCCAAGGCCGACCGCAAGAAGCUGUAUCCGAGCUUCGGCCGGCUGUAUCCCGAGGGCACGCUGAUGCUGUCGCGGGCGGACGACUUUGAAGGGGUGCGGCUGGCGGUGGAGGGGGUGGCUGACUACAAGGCCUUCUUCGACGCCGCGGGGCUGGGCGGCGGGCCCGGCGGGCCGGGGAACAUGGCUGGCGGCACGGGGUCGGACGGCCGGAGCCUGGAGGAUAUGUUCUACCAGAAGGAGAUGGAGAUUGCCAAGGGCGCGUUUACGCGGCAGUUCACAUACGCGAUUGUAUAUGCGUGGGUUAAGUUGAGAGAGCAGGAAAUCCGCAACAUCACCUGGAUUGCCGAAUGCAUAGCUCAAAACCAGAAAGAGCGCAUCGGCAAUUACAUCAGUGUCUUCUAAUGAUGGGGCCUGCUUGUUGGUUACAGUUGUAGGAUUUUCGGGAACCUUGAGCAUGAUUUUAUGGCGUCUGGCGAAGAUCAAGCGGUGACGGGGAAUUGCAAGAUGGUGUAAUCGUUGCGUGUCCUCCUGUCUAUCUGUCGGUAUUGUACAUAGAUAAGUUUACACAACUUGUUGGAUUUUUAACACGCUUCUCUUCCCACC